GGCAACCUUUUCGAAAGUCAAUCAGCACGUGUACAGACGUGUGUCAACACGUGUACACAAACUUUGUUGUUUUGUGAAAAAUGAAGUAAUAAUAAUUGAGUGAAACAUUUUUUAUAUUGCAAAGUUAACUUUGUUCAACCGGAAAAAUGGUGGUCAUCGGCAAAAAGAAGUAUGAGGCAGGAGAGGCCACACAGUUUAUGACGAGGAAGCAGGCAUUGAAGAAAUUGCAGCUUUCUUUGAAUGAAUUUCGUCGGCUAUGUAUUAUCAAAGGAAUCUAUCCCAGAGAGCCUCGAAAUCGUAAAAGGGCUCAGAAAGGUGACACCCGCGUAAAAAUCCUUUAUCACAAAAAAGAUAUACAGUUUUUGAUGCAUGAACCGAUAAUAUGGAAGUUGAGAGAUUACAAGAUAUUUGCCAGAAAAGUUACCAGGGCCAAAGCACUCAGGGAUUUCAAAGAAAUGAGAAGAUAUCUGAGAAAUCAUCCAACGAUAAAACUUGACCACAUCGUCAAAGAGAGAUAUCCAACAUUUAUCGAUGCCCUUAAGGACUUGGAUGACUGCCUCACACUUUGCUUCCUUUUCAGUACUUUCCCAUCAAUGGCACAUAUACCCAGGGAUCAAAGUAUACUUUGCAGAAGGUUAACUGUUGAAUUUAUGCACGCUGUAAUAGCUGCAAAGGCUCUUAGAAAAGUAUUUAUUUCUAUCAAGGGUUACUAUUAUCAAGCUGAAAUCAAAGGACAGACUAUUACAUGGAUUGUACCGCAUCAGUUUGGUUUUGAACCUCAGAAGAAGAACGAAGUAGAUUUUAAAAUCAUGUCAACGUUUGUUGAAUUUUACAUCAUUAUGUUAGGAUUUGUGAAUUACAGGCUAUAUCAUUCGUUGAAUCUGUUUUACCCUCCUAAGUUCAGCAAUACUAGUAUUUCAGAUAAAGCACUGGUCGACGAACAGGCAUUUGUUUCCGAAAGGAUAAAUGCUCUUAACGUUUCAUUAGUUAGUUUGAAUGCUGCUGCACAAAACGAAGAAGAUGAGGUCGAAAUAGAUACCUUUGAUAAUGAAACUGAUGCCGAGAAAAUUGCCGAAGCUAAGGCCGAGUAUGAUAAAGUAAAGAAACUGAAAACGCUGUUCAAAGGACUGAAAUUCUACAUUAACCGCGAGGUACCCAGAGAAGCGCUCGUCUUUGUUAUUCGUUGCUUCGGAGGAGAAGUUUCAUGGGACAAAUUAUUGUUCGUUGGCUCGACGUUUGAUGAAAACGAUGAGAGCAUAACUCACCAGAUCGUUGACAGGCCUAGUAUGGAGAAGCAAUACAUCUCGAGAUACUACGUACAGCCGCAGUGGAUCUUCGAUUCUAUAAACGCCCGAGAGCUCGUGCCCGUAGAAAAGUACUUGAUGGGCUGCACGCUUCCCCCGCAUCUUUCACCAUUUUCGGAUCCGAGACGCGACCAAACCUACAUUCCGCCCGAGGAGCGAGCAUUAAUGGAUCCCGAAUACAAGAUGAAUUAUGACGCGGAGGAAGCUGUUAGCGAUUCCGAGGAGGAGAAAGAAGGCGAAGAUAAUGAAGUAGCCGCAGCCGACGAAAGUAAAGACGACGAAGAAGUCGAUGCUAAUAUGAGCGAAGACGAUGACGACGACGACGAUGAAAUCGAUGAUGACGACGAAGAGGAAGAAGUUGUUGUACAAAAGGUGAAAGGCAAGAAGGCCGGCAAAGCUAAAGUCGACGACCCGAAGGAGCAAGAGCGUUUAGCCAAGAAACAAGCCAUGAAGGUGAAGGGUGGCGAAAUAGCGAAAGAAGAUCCGUGGGAGAAGAGCCGCCAGGAGAGACAGGAGUACCGCUUGCGCGAGAAGUUGGUGAGGAACAAGCACCGAAAACUGUACAAGAGCAUGAUGAAGGGUCGCGAGGAGAGAGCGAAAGACAUCUGGCUGCUGAGGAAGAAGAGGCGACUCCACGAGGAGGCCGACAAGAAGAAGAAGAAGGAAGAGCGCAAGGCCAAGAAGAGCGCGGUCAAGGCAUAGACGAGUGAUUCUCCGUAUUUAUCGUUAAGAUUCCUACAUAAUAUAGCUAACUCUUGUACAUGAAGUUUUAUUUACAUAAAAACACAGAGCCUUAUAUGGUGACAAAACCGAG
Messenger RNA from Nasonia vitripennis (jewel wasp), 2118 nucleotides. RefSeq names its product pescadillo homolog. The record is from RefSeq and is a predicted model, not a curated record. Gene Ontology annotation, cellular component: PeBoW complex; nucleolus. Gene Ontology annotation, molecular function: RNA binding. Lineage: Eukaryota; Metazoa; Arthropoda; Insecta; Hymenoptera; Pteromalidae. The transcript has 8 exons. Bases 147 to 2006 code for a protein of 619 amino acids. Gene Ontology annotation, biological process: ribosome biogenesis; maturation of LSU-rRNA from tricistronic rRNA transcript (SSU-rRNA, 5.8S rRNA, LSU-rRNA).